ACAACAACGGCGUUCUCCAGUAACACCACCAGGAAAGAUUAACGCUCCUUGUCCAGGUCGAGUGACAACGCCUACAUACAGUUUCACCAGACCUUCUUGGCAUAGAAGAUUACCUGCAGUGCGGUUAAUGAAGGAGGGACCCAGCUGGCACGCACUGAGUCGCCUGAAGGAUGGCAGUUUAUCAGCAAAGGAGCUUUGUGAGAAGUGUAUUGACAGAGCAGUAAAGACGAGGGAGCUGAAUGCCAUUGUCACGCCGACCUACAGCCAGGCCAGGAAACAGGCCGAGGUGGCGGCUCAGACAUGGUCCAGGACAGGAAAGUCUACUACAUCAGCUAGGAAGCUAGAGGGUCUUCCCAUUGUAGUCAAAGACAAUUUUUGUACGAAGGGUGUACAUACCACAUGUGCCUCCCGUAUGUUAGAGAACUACGUCCCGCCCUACAACGCUACGGUGGUUCAGCGGCUCUUUACCCAGGGGGCAGUACUCUUGGGAAAGAGCAAUAUGGAUGAGUACGGCAUGGGAUCUGGUAGUGUAGACAGCAUAUUUGGCCCAGUACGAAAUCCGUGGAAAUAUGAGUUUACAAAUACUCGGACGAUACCUGAGGGAACCUUAGACACCUCUUCUCUACUAGCAUCACCACAGUCCCCUGGGGAGGCUCUAGGCACCAGGGGACUCCACAGGUCUGUACACCCUGGGACAGGGGGCAGCAAUCCUGGGCUACAUGAGGAGGGAGCAUGGCGGGUUGCUGGAGGUAGCUCGGGGGGUAGUGCUGCAGCUGUAGCAGCAGGUAUAUGUUUUGGUGCCCUUGGGUCUGACACAGGUGGGUCUACUCGUAACCCUUCCUCUUACUGUGGAGUGGUGGGACUGAAGUCCUCCUAUGGGCUGCUAUCCAGACAUGGCCUAAUCCCUCUGGUCAACUCACUGGAAGUCCCCGGCAUCAUGGCCAGGUCGGUGGACGACGUCAACACACUGCAAAAUAUAAUGGCUGGUACAGAUGAGCAUGAUUCCACCACACUAACAGACGACCGCUUUGUAACCUCGGAUCUUCCAGAAGAUAUAGAUGUAAAACAUUUACACAUUGGCAUUCCAAAGGAAUACCAUGCACCUGGGCUCUCUCCGGACGUGUUGGAUGCAUGGAGGCGUGCAGCCGACAAGUUUGAGCAAGCUGGUGCUAAAGUGACAGAAGUAUCCCUUCCGCACACCCAGUACUCCAUUCUGUGUUACAUUGUGCUGUGCUGCUGUGAAGUAGCAUCCAACAUGGCUAGAUAUGAUGGCAUUGAAUAUGGUCACAGGGGGCAGCAAGAGCUAUCCACAGAACAAAUGUACGCCAUGUCUCGACAUGAGGGGUUCAAUGAAGUUGUCCGUGGCAGAAUAUUUGCUGGAAAUUUUUUCCUGUUAAGGAGGAACUAUGAGCAGUACUUCCUGAAAGCUCAGCGUGUUCGUCGUCUGAUCAAAGAUGACUUUACUCGUGUGUUUGAUGAAGGAGUUAAUGUUCUACUGACCCCCACCACACUUACAGAUGCACCUCGCUAUGACUGGUUCACUGCAGCCGAUAAUAGAACCCGGAACGAGGAGCAGGAUAUCUUCACACAACCCAUCAACAUGGCUGGAAUCCCUGCGGUCACCGUACCAGCGGGCCUGACAUCCAACGGACUGCCUAUAGGUCUCCAGUUCAUAGGCCAAAUGUUCAAGGACAAAGAAAUGUUGACUGUUGCUAAAUGGUUUGAACAACAAGUGCAAUUUGAAAAUUUAAAUCUGGAUCAUCUAGACAAUUGAAAUCACGAUAUUAUGACUUUAAAUAUGUGUUUAUUAGUCAGUUGAAUUGUACAAAUAAGGAAGGCGAAAUAAACAUGUGUUUUCU
Molecule: messenger RNA, 1859 nt
Organism: Mizuhopecten yessoensis (Yesso scallop)
Lineage: Eukaryota; Metazoa; Mollusca; Bivalvia; Pectinida; Pectinidae
Product: glutamyl-tRNA(Gln) amidotransferase subunit A, mitochondrial-like
Exons: 11
Coding region: 128-1774 (548 amino acids)
Biological process (GO): mitochondrial translation; glutaminyl-tRNAGln biosynthesis via transamidation
Cellular component (GO): mitochondrion; glutamyl-tRNA(Gln) amidotransferase complex
Molecular function (GO): glutaminyl-tRNA synthase (glutamine-hydrolyzing) activity
Source: RefSeq, a predicted model, not a curated record